Messenger RNA from Platichthys flesus (European flounder), 1938 nucleotides. Its product is annotated as transmembrane protein 82-like. The record is from RefSeq and is a predicted model, not a curated record. The coding region runs from base 186 to 1229 and encodes 347 amino acids. Lineage: Eukaryota; Metazoa; Chordata; Actinopteri; Pleuronectiformes; Pleuronectidae. The transcript has 6 exons.
UUCCCGAGAUAAGAUAAACACAGUCAAAUCAAAGUUGACCUUUGGAGCUUAAGUGUGGAGCCAAUCACACACUUUACCAAAGCUUUGACUGACAGGAAUUUAGAACAAACAGACUUGUUGGUCUUUGCUGAACAGAUUGUAGUAGCAUGUGAGAGACAUCAUAGUGUGUUUGGUGUGAAAGAAUCAUGUUUCUCCCCUUCUUCUGGAUCAUGGGGACUUCUGAAUGGAUACUUUUUGAUUCAAACCCCCCAAUUGACUGUUUUCUUCAAGGUCUUGUGGGUGCAUGUGCAAUAUCAGUGCUGGGCAGUCUGAUGAGAGUUUACUAUUUCCUUCAAACAUGCAGUGAUUCUGAAACCGAAAGUAAGCAGAGGUCAUCCUCACCCGUCAAUCCUCUGAGAGGGAACUGGAGAACAGCGCUCCAGUUCUGGUCCCUGACGCUCGUCCUGUCUCUGGUGGGCUCCAGGGUCUCCUCUCUCAUCGUGCUGGAGUUUUCUCUCAGAGCAGUUUCCUCUUGGGCAUCAGCAGGACUGGAUGCCCAUGGCCGAGGCCUGCACCUCCUCCUGCUCCAGUGCCAGUUUUCCCUUGGUUGCUGCUUCAGCUGUGCUCUGGUCUUCCUCCAUCAGGGGGCUCCACACAGCUCCCUCAACUUGUUCCUGGCAGCUGCGAUCAGCUGGGCACUGGCAAGUGGCAGCCUCAGUCUGUGGAGCCAUGUGGCCAGACACUACCCGCUGCAUAGCAGAGAGCCUUACUGUGGGAUAUGCAUCACCCUCCUGACCUCAGGACACACCAUACUGACCUCACUGCAGAGAGCGGUUGUCUUGGCUUUUGCUUUUGCAACUGUGGCUUCCUUCGCCACAGUAUAUGACCACUUCCUGUCCCAGACGGAUGCUCUGAAGUUUUGGACUCCACUGACACUCUGCUAUACCAUGUUGGUUAUCUACAUUCAAGCUGAUCAGAAUCGGCAGACGGGAGCAGUGGCUCUCUGGCACACGGCCGUGCUGCGACUGGGAGCUUUACUGGUGCUCAUGCUGACAGUGGGCGACUGGUCUGACGUCCUGCAUAUCCUCAUCUCUUUCCUGGGAGAAGCAGCCUGUCUGCUGCCAUCUCAGGACCUACUGCAGGCCACGUCAAGGGAAGAAGAAGAAGAAACGAGCCUGAGAAAACAAGAGCACAAAACUGUUCACAAAACCCUUGAAGUCAAAAGAAAACCAUCCUCAGACGACAGCUGAUGGCGUCCCUGAGAUCUACCUCAUCACUACCUCAAAUAAUACAUUGACAUUGUACUUUACUUAAUGCAAUUAUUACUGUUACCUCUCUUAAAAUGUACUCCAAAUCACUGCUGCUGUUUUGGUUAUUGUAUCAUAACCAAUAGUGUUAUCAGAAGAUUUAAAUCAAUCAGAAAUACUUAAUUGAUAACUGCCCUUAUGGGCAAUUGGGAAAUAGAAAACAUUAAUUCAAAGUCAGGUAUGAAACAGUGGAUAAAAUGAAGCAAUAGAACAAAAAUGUCUGUUUAAAAGCUGUGUAGUAAAAAACAACAACAAUACAAUCAAAUAAUGAAACAAAUGUCUUAUAAAAGCUAUUUUAUAAAAUGCUGUUUAAAAUGUUUUAGCAGAGGAUAAUGAGGUAGCUUGUGUGAUUGAAAGGUCACUGAGAUGUCACUAAGUAAAGGUGGACUCCAUCAAUUUUACAAAUGAUAUCAGAUCAUACUGUAAAAACAAUUUACUAUUACUACCAUUAAAAAACAUAUAUUAUAUCUUCUGUGACUCUGGAGAGUCUGCAUUUUAAGCUGGAUGUGUGGGUGGAAAUGUUGGUGUCAGGGGAGUUUAAUGAAAACAUUAGCCAGUUGAAUCUUGGGAAAUGAAGGGUCCACAUUUUCUGAGCUUUACCCUGCCUUGGGACUAAAAGGAAAAUAAUUUUGACCUCUGUUGAGGUUUCUCU